Messenger RNA from Fusarium sp. VM40, 4566 nucleotides. NCBI's taxonomy places the organism in Eukaryota, Fungi, Ascomycota, Sordariomycetes, Hypocreales, Nectriaceae. The record is from the annotation of a GenBank genome assembly.
AUGGCUCAUCAGAAACGACGCAUGACCCUGAGUGGUGAUUUAGACCAUAGAGUCCGCAAGUCGCAGAAAAGAUCGCCCGCUUCGUAUGAACACUAUACAGUCGCAUGGAUCUGUGCACUCCAGAAAGAAAUGAUCGCAGCUAAAGCUGUGUUGGACGACGUCCAUGACGAGUUGCCCAGGAAGAAAAACGACACCAAUUCCUACAUACUCGGCAGCAUAGGGUGCCACAAUAUCGCUAUUGCAUGUCUACCAAGCAAUGAGUAUGGAACGAACAACGCGGUGAACGUCUUGACGAAUCUUACCCGCACCUUCACAUCGAUUUAUGUCAGCCUCAUGGUGGGAAUUGGCGGCGGCGUCCCGCGCGAGAACUUUGAUAUUCGUUUAGGUGAUAUAGUUGUUGGUACCCGGGUGGUGCAGCACGAUCUUGGGAAGAUUGUUGAAAGUGGACAAAUUCAACAUACUGCAGUUCCGAGGACUUUGGCGCAUCUUCUUGGCAAAGCUUUAUCGCACCUACAAGCGGAGCAUCAACCGCAUAGCAGCCGGAUCCCUGUCAUAUUGGAACAAAGAUUCAGAGAGCAUCCAGACUACACUCAUCCAACUACAGCAGAUCGUCUCUUCUCUCCAACAUAUCCACACAGCUCUCAAGCGCCAAGCUGCGACAAAUGCAGCCCUUCAAAACUGGUACAUAGAAGCCAGCGAAGUACAAAGAAUCCGUACAUCUUUUAUGGUACUAUCGCCUCGGGCAAUCAAGUUAUGAAAAACUCGACGGUUCGCGACACGGUCGCGCAGGAACUUGGUGCCAUUUGUUUCGAAAUGGAGGCGGCUGGCCUGAAUGACAUUUGUCCCUGUCUGUCGAUACGGGGAAUCUGUGACUAUUCAGACUCCCACAAGAGCAAGGAGUGGCAGGAAUAUGCUGCUGCCACCGCUGCCGCAUUUGCAAGGGAGUUCAUCGAAAAGCUUCCUCCUACAGAAGAAAUCCUUGCAAGCACACCGGAAAGUGUUUGGCAGCAGGAGUAUUGGCUUCAGAACGAAAAACACAACAAGUGUUUGCGUGAUCUGCGCGAAAGUGACCCUUCUGAUGACAAGAGCCGCAUUGAACAAACAAAAGGUGGGCUACUCAAAGAUGCCUACCGUUGGGUUCUUAGAAACGAAAAGUUUCAAGAAUGGCGAAAUACUUCACAGGGGCGGCUUCUCUGGAUCAAAGGCGACCCAGGCAAGGGCAAGACAAUGUUAUUAUGUGGAAUCAUCAAUGAGCUUGAGGAAGAACACAGCAGUGUAUUGUCCUAUUUCUUUUGCCAAGCGACUGAAGCACGGUUGAGUAGCGCGACAGCCGUGCUCCGUGGUCUGAUCUACCGUGUUGUUAUUCAACGACCACCGCUCAUCUCUUAUAUUGAGGAGAAGUACGACCAUGCGGGAAAACAGCUCUUUGAGGAUCGCAAUGCAUGGCAGGCUCUAUCCAAAAUCUUCAUGGCAAUGCUCGAAGACGGAAAACUGGAUGGAAUACUCCUGAUUGUUGAUGCUCUUGAUGAGUGUAUUACGGACCAAGAGCGGCUUCUUGACUUGAUAGUCAGGUCUAGCAAUGUCAAAUGGAUCGUGACUAGCCGUAACUGGCCAGAAAUCGAACAGGUGCUGGAUCGUUCCCCGCAGAAAGUCAGGCUACAUCUUGAGUUAAAUCAAGACUCAAUUUGCAAGGCUGUUGAGGCAUUUAUCGAUUACAAGGUGGAGCAGUUGGCCAAAGAAAAGCAAUACGACGCAGAAAUCGAAAGUGACGUCAAGAGGUUCUUAGCUAAGAAUGCCGAUGGCACGUUUCUAUGGGUCGCUUUGGUCUGUCAAGAGCUUGCAGAUAGCAAAGUCUUCCGCAAAAGUCACACCCGCAUCAGGCUGGAGGUAUUCCCAAGGGGACUUGACCCGCUAUACGGGAGGAUGAUGGGAUACAUCUCUUCUUCACAUGAUGCAGAGAUAUGUAGAGAGAUACUGGCUCUUGCUUCUGUCGUGUAUAGACCAGUUACCUUGACUGAGUUGAAAACUCUUCUGGGGCCACAGUACGAGGAUGAGUUUGAUGAGCUGCCACAAAUUAUCGGUUGCUGUGGUUCUUUCUUGACACUCCGGGGAGAUGCCAUCUAUUUCCUGCAUCAAUCGGCCAAAGACUUCCUGCUCAAUAAGGCACUAGAUCAAGUUCUGCCUUCAGGUCUUGCAUAUCAACACGAAGUUAUCUUUGAGAGAUCAUUGCAGGCACUAUCGGAGAUUCUGAGACGCGACAUCUGCCAACUCAACCAUCCAGGAUUUGAAAUUCAUGACAUCUCACCAAAUAUCCUCGAGCCACUGGAUCCCAUCCGAUACUCUUGUGUUUAUUGGGUAGACCAUCUCAACGACUCUCAGCCCACCAGUCUCAAAAACAAUCUGAGAGAAGGUGGUGAUAUUCAUGUGUUCAUCCAGAAGAAGUAUUUAUACUGGCUGGAAUCUCUCAGUCUUUUGGGUAGCACAAUAGAAGGUGUAAAGGCCGUAUAUAAGCUCGAGGAUUUGGCUGCUAGAUUCAAGGCUCCAGAGCCAGUGACGAAACUGCUUCAAGAUGCGCGCCGUUUUAUCCGCACCUAUAAACGACCGAUCGAGAUUGCCCCGUUGCAAAUCUAUGCCUCGGCACUAGUCUUUAGUCCAGAAUAUAGCCUUAUUCGAGAGCUCUUCAAGCAUGAGGGGCCGGACUGGAUAAAUCCAAAGCCAAAGAUGGAUAAGAACUGGAAUAAUUGCCUACAAACCCUUGAGGGUCAUAGCCGUCCAGUAUUGUCAGUGGCCCUCUCACCAGACAACCAGCUUAUUGCGUCGGGCGGAGGCGAUAAGACAGUCAAAAUAUGGGAUAUAACAACAGGCCUAUGCCGACAUACUCUUGAGCAUGAUUCUGCAAUCUAUUCUAUCACUUUUUUACCAGAUGGACAAAGUCUUGUAUCGGCUUCGAACACUAUCAAGGUAUGGGACACGAAAACAGAAUUAUGUCUACGGACGCUAGAGGGCCACGAUAAAUCCGUGCACUUAAUUGCUUCCUCUCCAGAUGGCCAGUAUCUUUUAUCAGCAUCUUUAGAUGACACAUUCAAGAUUUGGAGUUUAAAAACAGGAAAAUGUUUGAAGACUCUUGAGGACCAUUCUGACUCGGUUACUUCAGCAGCCUUCUCGCCAAAUAGCCAGCGUCUCGUGACAGGAUCGAAAGAUACAACGGUUAAGAUCUGGGACACAAAAUCAUUUUCAUGUCUACAGACGCUGCAGGCUCACGAUGAUAUAGUAGCCUCAGUAGCCUUCUCGCCAGAUAGUAAGCGUCUUGCGUCAGUCUCGGUCGAUGAGACGAUUAAAGUCUGGGACGCGACGACAGGCUCCAGUCUGCCAAUAUUGGAAAGCUCCUCGCCUUCAGGGAUCGCAAUUGCUUUCUCAGCGGAUGGUAGACAUCUCGCUGUAGGUGAGUGCGGCUCCGUGAUAAGACUCUUCGAUGCAGAGACCGGCACAGUCUUGCAGACUCUGAAGGGCUUUGGAGGUCCAGUAGGCUCUGUGGCCUUCACAGUUGAUGGCCAGCAUCUUAUAUCAGGCUCAGAUGAUAAUUUAGUCAAGAUCUGGGCUGCAUCAAUCGACGCUUGCCUGCUAAGGGUUGAAGAUCAUGACAAACCCGUGGUAUCUAUCUCCGUUUCGGAAGACGGCUUGCGAGUCGUAUCAGGAUCAGUCGAUACUACUGUCAAGAUCUGGGAUGCAGAAACAGGAAUAUGCCUACGGACCCUCAAAGACCAUCGCAGGCUAAUAAACUCUGUGACCUUUUCUGCGGAUAGCAAUCGCUUAGUGUCAUGCUCGGAUGAUUGGACAACUAAGGUCUGGGAAACUACAACUGGCACAUGCCUCCAUACACUUCAUGACGAUGGGAUGGUACGUUCAGUGGCCUUCUCAGCAGAUGAUCAAUAUCUUGCAUCAGGUUCAAGUGGGAAAACAGCCAAGAUCUGGGAUGCAACAACGGGUGAUUGCUUACAUACACUUGAGCAUGAUCAUGACGUGUGCCGAGUGGCCUUCUCAGCCGAUAGUCGGUGUCUCGCAACCGGCUCAGACAUGAUGAUUAGGAUUUGGGAUAUCAGAGAGCACAGUUUCAAAAUGCUAAAAGGACAUACCAGUUUAAUAUCAGCAAUAGCCUUCUCGGUGGAUUCCCUGUAUCUGGCAUCAGGCUCAUGUGAUGAAGAAGUUAAGAUCUGGGAUUUAAAUCAGUUUGUGUGUCUGCACACAAUCAGCGUCGGUACAAGUCUCUCUCGCCUAUCCUUCGAUUUACGAACGAACUCUCGGCUCUACACUGACAUCGGUAUUCUGGACUUAAAGCUACCAAACUCAACGCCUGAUGUUACUGCCGGGUCAAUUGGGACAACUGCCUUACCAGGUUCUAAUUGGUCUAGUCACCGUAUCAAUAUUACUGGACAAUGGAUUGUGAAAGAUGGCGAGAAGGUUCUUUGGCUCCCUUCCGAGUAUCGUCCUAAGUCAUCGGCUGUCUUCAAAUCAACCGUGGCUAUCGGCUGUGAUUCAGGUCGGGUACUAAUAAUGAACUUUUCUUAA